Melospiza melodia melodia is the source of this 1399-nucleotide messenger RNA. RefSeq names its product small integral membrane protein 35 (gene SMIM35). The coding region runs from base 15 to 596 and encodes 193 amino acids. The transcript has 6 exons. The record is from RefSeq and is a predicted model, not a curated record. NCBI's taxonomy places the organism in Eukaryota, Metazoa, Chordata, Aves, Passeriformes, Passerellidae.
GUUUCCAGCUGUUAAUGGUCACAGCUUGUCACUUUUCCCUGCAGCCACUUUUGUCACUUUUCCCUGCAGCCACAGGAGGUUUUCCCUCUUUCUACAACCAGGAGCUGAUUCCCAAGAGAAGCUCUGGUUUGGAACUUGGAGGUGACCAAGUAGAGCUAACCAGUCGGACCAGUGGGCCAGGACUGGAGCCCAGCCUCGCUGCAGGGAGGCAGCCGUGUCACCAGGGGACAGGGGACAGGCAGGACGUGCCAGGCUCCAGCACAGACGGGGCUCAGCAGCAGCUCCGGGCCGGGAUAACGAGAGCAGCUCCCGUGGCACAGGACAUGGACCCCCGCACAGGACAAGAGCCCGUCAGGGUCCUCGGGGUUGUCUUGGGCAUCGGGCUGGCCCUGCUGAUCCUGGCCAGCUUUGGCUACACCUUCAUCCGCUGGUACCGGCGGGGACACUGCCAGCGCCGGCCUGACUUUGUCUUCAGCCUCUACCACUCGAGCGGGCUGGGCUCGGUGGCACUGCAGCCGGUGCCACCCUUCAGCAUCAGCGGCUCGCUGGGCACCUCGGGCAGUGCCUACGAGCCCUUCCACAGCCAGAGGCCGUGAGGGGAGAGCUGGGCUGCUGGACAGGCCUUGGUUUGUGUUUCCUUUCCUGCAGUCCCAGGCACAGAGGAUGGGGCUGGAGCCCGGCUGCUCCUGCAGAGCUCCCCCUCUCUGCCUCUCACCCACAGCCCAGCACCAACAGAGAAAGCAACCAAAACUGCCCGGGGGGAAUUCCUCCGCUCUCACUUCUGUAAGAAACAGCCCCUGAAUUUGUUGGAUUUCAAGCCAAAUGGCCACGGUGCAGUUUCUGUUGAUGAAAAACCUUCCCAGGAUCACAGAAUCCUUGGGGCUGGAAGGGACCUCUGGUCCAACCGCCCUGUGCCCAAGGUCACCUGGAGCAGGUGACACAGGAACGUACCCAGGUGGGUUUGGAACAUCUCCAGAGAGGGAAACUCCACGGAUUCCCUGGGCAUCUCCUCCACCUGCAGUUCCCUCACUGGGUCCCUGCGGCCAGGAGUGCACAGGAGGUGCCUGGGCCGGCGCUGGUGCUUGGGAUGGAGGAAGAGGAUGCAGCUUUGUCCAGGAUUCCUCAGCAUCCUGCAGAAAACAGCACAUUCCCCACGGCUCAGAGACCUCCCAGCCUCCUGCACCCCCAGGGCCCUGGCACCAGGCUGUUCCUCAGGGAACUAGCUGAGGAGCAGCCCCAGAACCGGGUGAGUGCAUUGGUGCAACUGCAGAAAACACCGAGAGGAAAUGGGAAAUCUGUCUCAGACCUCCUCCUCCUCCUCCUCCUCCAUCCAGUACCUGCACCCACAUGGAUGGAAGUUGGUUGUUCACACUCCCAGUGCAAGGAAAGACCUCAGAAA